AUGUUUCUCACGGGAGAUAUUGAUGCUACAAGAAGUUAUAUGGAUAUUUUAAUAGGCAAAUUAAACAUGUUUGAUGUAAUUACAAUGCUUAAUAUAAAAACAAACAAUGUUUUGGUAGUAUUAGACCAACUUUCCAUGAAAAUUUUAAAAAAACAGUUAGAAAAAAGUAAUAAGUGGAAAAUAUCUUAUGUGUCAGGGUUGAAUUUUGCAGAAAACAAAGAAAAGUUUUCAUGUACACAACUUACAGAACAAAUUAUUUUGCCUACUAUGUAUUUACCAUCUAAACAACAUCAUAGAACAUUAUGUACUUUUUGUAUUAAAAACCCAUUUAAUUAUCAUGUACAAAUCCGUAGUUUUAGAACAAAACGUAAUAUAGAUGCUGAAUUGGAAAAAAAAUCAUCUAUUAUAAAUAAAUUCAAAAAAUGGGUUGGUCAAUAUUAUGGAACAAGUCCAGUGUUUGGACGUGUUCUGACAGAAAAAGACCCUGCAUUAUUUAAACAGUUGUUUAAUAAUAAUCAAAUCUCGACAGAAGAACAUAACAGGAUUGCAUCAGCUUUUGCACAAGGAUACGAAGCAGGGCUUCAACGCCACAUGCGUACAAACAAUAUUUGGCAAAAACUAAUAUUUGGUGUAUUAGCAGGAUCUUUGUUACUAAUAAUGUGGUGUGGAGUUUAUGCUAUAGGAAGUGGACUACGAUUUCCAAUAGAUGGUUUGAGAUUUAGACCAGAAACAACAGACAUAACUUUUAAUGAUAUUAAAGGAGUUGCAGAAGCUAAACAAGAAUUGAGAGAUAUAGUUGAAUUUUUGAAAAAUCCAGAAAAGUUUUCUGCACUUGGUGCAAAGUUACCUAAAGGUGUAUUAUUAGUAGGACCACCAGGAACAGGAAAAACAUUAUUAGCUCGAGCAGUAGCUGGUGAAGCUGCUGUACCAUUUUUCCAAGCUGCUGGACCAGAAUUUGAUGAGAUUUUAGUAGGGCAAGGUGCACGUAGAAUGAGAGACUUAUUUAAAGCAGCAAAAGAGAAAGCACCUGCCGUAAUAUUUAUAGAUGAAAUUGAUUCUGUUGGUUCAAAACGAACAAAUUCAGCUCUUCACCCAUAUGCAAAUCAAACAGUAAAUCAAUUACUUACAGAAAUGGACGGAUUCCUUCAGAAUGAAGGUGUGAUAGUAUUAGGUGCAACGAAUAGACGCGAUGAUUUGGAUAAAGCAUUAAUGCGGCCUGGUCGUUUUGAUAUUGAAGUUGUUGUUGAUGUACCGGAUUACUUGAGUCGAAAAGAAAUAUUCGAUUUAUAUUUAUCAAGAAUAUUAACACAAGAUGUUGACCCAGAUUAUUUAGCAAAAUGUACUGUUGGAUUUACUGGAGCUGAUAUAGAGAAUAUGGUAAAUCAAGCAGCUUUAAAAGCAGCUAUGAAUGAUGCAGAAUAUGUAACCAUGAAACACUUAGAAUAUGCUAGAGAUAAACUAAUUAUGGGCCCAGAAAGAAGAUUAAAUAUUACUGAUCCAGAAACCAACUCUAUUACAGCAUAUCAUGAAGCAGGACAUGCAUUAGUUGCAUAUUACACUAAAGAUGCACCAGCACUACAUAAAAUUACUAUUAUGCCACAUGGGCAUUCUCUAGGACAUACUGCUUUUUUGUCUAAUAAAGAUGAACUUCAUAUAACAAAAUCUAAAUUAUUGGCGCAAAUGGAUAGUGCAAUGGGUGGUCGUGCUGCAGAAGAAUUCAUUUUUGGAUCUGAUAAAAUAACAGCAGGAGCGCAUAGUGAUUUUAAGAUUGCGACUUACAUUGCAGAAGAAAUGGUAAAUUUAUAUGGCAUGUCUGAAAAAGUUGGUUUUGGAGUUCGUGGAAAGCAAACAAGUGGAUAUUCAUCAGGUCCUGCUAUACACGAUCUUGCCGAUAAUGAAGUGAAGCGACUUUUACAAGAAUCAUAUGAACGUGCAAAACUGAUAUUACAAAAACAUGCAAGAGAGCUUAAAAAAGUAGCGGAUGCUUUGCUUAAAUAUGAAACAUUGAGCUACAAUGAUGUAAAAGCUGUAAUAAAUGGAGAAAAAAUUCCUACUGAAACUUCAAAGAAUCAGCCGCGAAUUAUAGAUCCAUCUGAACAUGUGUUUUAA
Habropoda laboriosa is the source of this 2109-nucleotide messenger RNA. RefSeq names its product ATP-dependent zinc metalloprotease YME1 homolog (gene YME1L). The record is from RefSeq and is a predicted model, not a curated record. NCBI's taxonomy places the organism in Eukaryota, Metazoa, Arthropoda, Insecta, Hymenoptera, Apidae. The transcript is spliced from 11 exons. Bases 1 to 2109 code for a protein of 702 amino acids. Gene Ontology annotation, cellular component: mitochondrial inner membrane. Gene Ontology annotation, molecular function: ATP binding; ATP hydrolysis activity; ATP-dependent peptidase activity. Gene Ontology annotation, biological process: protein quality control for misfolded or incompletely synthesized proteins; mitochondrion organization.